AAGGUGUGGGAGGCGGCGCUGCCGGGCUUAUUUGGCGCCGGAGUGAGAGAAGGAGAGAGGACCGGAGUUUGCCGGGAUCAGGCCAGCAAGGCGGGAAAAAAAACCUUAUCUUCUCUCCACAUAACAUACACCCCGGCUGCUCUCCGCCACCAUGUUCGAGGCCAGACUGGUGCAGGGCUCUAUCCUGAAGAAGGUGCUGGAGGCGCUGAAGGACCUGAUCGAUGAGGCGUGCUGGGACAUCACCUCCAGCGGCAUCAGCCUGCAGAGCAUGGACUCGUCCCAUGUCUCCCUGGUGCAGCUCACCCUCCGCUCCGACGGAUUCGACACCUACCGCUGUGACCGCAACCAGUCCAUCGGGGUGAAGAUGAGCAGUAUGUCCAAGAUCCUGAAGUGUGCUGCAAGUGACGAUAUCAUUACUUUAAGAGCAGAAGACAAUGCAGACACAGUCACCAUGGUGUUUGAAUCACCCAAUCAGGAAAAGGUUUCAGACUAUGAAAUGAAGCUGAUGGACUUGGAUGUGGAGCAGUUGGGAAUCCCGGAACAAGAGUACAGCUGUGUUAUAAAGAUGCCAUCCGGGGAGUUUGCCCGUAUCUGCAGAGAUCUAAGUCAGAUCGGUGAUGCUGUUGUGAUCUCUUGUGCAAAGGAUGGAGUGAAAUUCUCUGCAAGCGGAGAGCUGGGAACAGGAAACGUCAAACUAUCACAGACUUCAAAUGUCGAUAAAGAGGAAGAAGCUGUUACAAUAGAAAUGAAUGAGCCAGUCCAACUAACAUUUGCUUUACGAUACCUGAAUUUCUUCACCAAAGCAACACCCCUGUCUGCCUCAGUGACACUCAGCAUGUCAGCAGAUAUCCCUCUAGUGGUGGAAUACAGAAUUGCAGAUAUGGGACAUGUGAAAUACUAUCUGGCUCCAAAGAUCGAGGAUGAAGAAGCUUCCUAAUGAACAGUUUAUUUUUAUGCAUCUGUCACCCGAACGCCACAGCUCUUCAACUGCCUUGUAAUGACAGUAACCCGAAAUAACAACCUGGCUGAACUUCUAGGCAUGUCUGUAGAUAUUUCUGUAAAUACGCAAUCUUUGUAAAACCUGCCAUACGAAGUCAAUAAAUCUUUGUAAUAAUGA
Molecule: messenger RNA, 1117 nt
Organism: Nanorana parkeri
Lineage: Eukaryota; Metazoa; Chordata; Amphibia; Anura; Dicroglossidae
Gene: PCNA
Product: proliferating cell nuclear antigen
Exons: 6
Coding region: 152-937 (261 amino acids)
Biological process (GO): translesion synthesis; mismatch repair; regulation of DNA replication
Cellular component (GO): PCNA complex
Molecular function (GO): DNA binding; DNA polymerase processivity factor activity
Source: RefSeq, a predicted model, not a curated record